This is a messenger RNA of Salvelinus sp. IW2-2015, 3107 nucleotides long. The record is from RefSeq and is a predicted model, not a curated record. NCBI's taxonomy places the organism in Eukaryota, Metazoa, Chordata, Actinopteri, Salmoniformes, Salmonidae.
UCACCUAUGAACCACAGAGUGUGGUAGCGCUCCGCCAUAUUGACUGUUGUCUUGACUGAAGAAGAUAGGGAACAUUUGUGAUCCUAGAAGAAUCGAAACCGUGCUUUUAAACAUCUCUAAACUGGUGCAACCUUGGCCAAAGGAUAUAUCCGAUACCUGCGUGAUGGCGAGGAAGAAGAGCAAACAGCAAGGAGUCGGGAGCAAGGAGCUAGUGCCCGGACAACAGAGCAUAUCGAAGAGCCCCGUCUCUCCCGGAGAUGCAGCUGGCGGUGGUGGCGGAGAUGCAGGGCUGGAUAGACUGGCGGCCAGGACGAAUCAGCCGAGGCACACCUGCUGCCUCCUGUGUCACCGUGAGUUUAAGGACUGGGGGGCGAGCUCUGCCAACGGUCUGCCUGGGGGCCACGGGGCGAAGCUAGCUGACGCUGUCCCAGCCCUGUCCCAGGCCCUGCUCAGAGAGGUGCCGGGCCAGAAGCUGUCCGACACCGUGCCUUCGCUGAGCCAGUCUCUACUGGGAGAGGUGCCGCUCUGGAUCUGCCAGAGCUGCCGAAAGAGUGUUGAGGAAGAGGAGAGACAGAGCACCCAGGAAACGCCUGCACCGGUUCCGUUGUCCCACUCGUCGUCGUGUAAGGCUCAGAGUUGUGGGAAUGGUUACCCAGAGCAGAGCUCCGUAGACUGGGACCCGUCUUCCUUCCUCUCAGCCCACAAACUUUCUGGUCUCUGGAACUCGGCUCACAGCAAUGGAGGGAUCCACUGCAAUCACAGCACUGCCUCGCACGCACAGCAAGGAACAGGGGGACCAGCGUGUCACGAGAAGCGAGUCUCUCACGAGGCUCCUGGGAAAUCUGCUAAAACGCCUGGAGCCAAAGUGUGCCCCUACAGUCACCCUUCCCAGAAUUCCAGUGGUUCGUCCCCCGGGAACCCGCUCUCUACCUCCGGGGACCUCUGUAAGACCACCCCAAAGCACUUCAAAACCAUGUGCCGACGACCAACUCCGCCUGGUGAAGCAUUCCACCCCAGCGACCACCACCAACACUCAGACCUGUCUGUCCCCCCCAACAGCCCCACUGGCCUCUCCUCCUCCUUCUCAGCAUUCCUCUCUCCUGCCCCUCAAGCAGAGCUCCGAGGGCAGCAGCACAGCCAUGUCACAUCCUCCUCCUCUCCCAGUCUAGCUGCUCACGCUCCCUUCUCCCCGCUGUACCAAACCUCCACGUCCCCGCGGCAGGGCCAAGCUGGGGGCCCUGGUGGCCCUGACUGCCCAACAGGGGCUCUCCAUAAGCCCUUGGCAUAAAACUCACACAUUCCUCCUGUAAACGUCAGCACAGCAAACUGGGCCCUCCCUGAUGGCUGUAACCACCCAUGCAAUGGCCACAGUGGAGGGCACUGCCCUCCAACUGGAACACCUGACCUGGGGGCAACACCUGACCGCUGGCAACACCUGCGCUGGCAACACCUGACCGCUGGGCAACACCUGACCGCUGGCGCAUGCAGGGACCAGGCGUGUAAAGGACAUAAGCUGUCUAACGGGGCGGGGGGGUUAUGUCACCCCCCUUCGGAGRUGGAGGAGGGAGAGGACGAGGACUCUAGUUCGGAGAGGAGCUCCUGUGCUUCCUCCUCAAACAACCAGAAGGAUGGGAAGUACUGUGACUGCUGCUACUGUGAGUUCUUCGGACACAACGCGCCCCCGGCCGCUCCGACCAGCCGUAACUACACAGAGAUCCGUGAGAAGCUCCGGUCCCGUCUGACGCGUCGUAAGGAGGAGUGUCUUCCCCAGAGACGGGACUCGGACCCGUCCGUGUCCACCUCCAUCGACCACCGAGACGUGGACGAGCUGUUGGACUUCAUCAACUCCUCAGAGCACAAACCAGCCAACAGCGCGAAGGCUGCCAAGCGGGCACGCCACAAACAGAAGAAGAAGGUGAUGUCAAAUGACAUGGAGAAGCAAACCCAGGCGGGUAGUGGUGAUGGGAGGAGCUGGUAUCGACCCCCCCUCAACCCCUCCAGAGCCAGUGAGACCCAGACCACUUCAGUCAGGAGGAGGAGGAGGAGGAGGAGGAUGUGGACGGGGAGGACGGUGAAGGCCCGGGCUAGUCGGCUGCUGGAGUGGCCCCAGUUGGAACUAGAGAGGGUCAACUCCUUCCUGACCUCUCGGCUAGAGGAGAUCAAAAACCACAUCAAGGACUCUAUCCGGGCCUCGUUCUCCAUGUACGACCUCAACCUGAGAUGUGAAUGACUUCCCGAAGAAGGCUGCUACUCUGGAGGGCAACCAUCUUCUCUCCCACCUCAACGGCUCUCCUGCUCUGACCUGCAGCAGAUAGAUCUAGACCUGGCCCCUCUCUCCCUGGGUACCUUCAAGAGCCAUCUGGACCUGGUCAGCGGCUGGGAGGAGGCCCAUCCCGGGACAACUCCCCCAUCGGCCCCAUCUCACCCCCGGCUUGUGCUACUGUACCUGGGUAGGGGGACCAUGGGCUGGUACUGGGGCGAAGGAUGUUCAGAGGCUCCACACCACCCCCAGCCUCUCCAAGCUCAUCCGGGUGCGUUCCCCAGAGAGGUGCCGCUCUGCGCUGGUUCUGGUUCCAAACACACCUUCACUCGGCUGAGAGCCAGAGAACCGGGCCAAGGAGGGCAGAGGAGACCAGGCCCACCCGGCAGCAGGCCACCAACGGGCACAGUGAGUAGCUCGGGUGCUACCAGCACCCAAAGAGGGAAGGGGGAGGAGCAAGAGGCCAAAGGUCACUCUGUCACCUCAGCCAAUCACAACCAAGCCAGCAGCAGCAGCAGCCCAAGGGGAAGAAUAAGAAGAACAAGAACAAGGGAAGAAACCAGCCGCAACAUCGGAGAGGAGACGUGUCAGGAGAGGAGACGUGUCAGGAGAGGAGACGUGUCAGGAGAGGAGACGUGUCAGAGGAUGUUUUCUCCUAAAGACGUAGACCCAAAAGAAAUGGAUGAGAUUGAUCGUGAGGUGGAAUACUUCAAACGGUUUUGCCGCUCUGCUAAACAGACCCGCCAGAAGGUUGCAGUAAACUGGUCACUUUACCUUCAAAAAGGUUCCUUCCAACGCAGCCCAGUAACUGACUGGUUCUAGAAUGCAGAACCCCCCCCCCCCCCAA